AUGCGCGCAAUGAAGCAAGAGGCGUCCGCUCUGCGGGUCAUGCUGCGGGAAGCGCAGGGCGUGUCCCAGCGCCGCCAGCCUUCCGCCCCGCUUCCGCCCCCGCCCCCGCUCCCGCCCAUCACGCCCAUCAUCCCCUCCACUGCCGCCGCAUCUGCCGCUGCUGCAGAUGCUGACGUUACUCCUACAGAGAUAGAAGAAGACUGCCCGGUCUCUCCUACCGCCUCCUUUGUUUCCUCGGGUUCCACUCUCCCUUGGGCGGAUGCUACUCAGACGCUCUCCCCCACGCCGUCCUCUCCUCUGCUCUCCUCCUCCCUCCACUCCUCUCACCCCGCUGCUGCUGCCGCCGUCCCCCCUCUCUCCCCUCCCCUGGCGGCUUCCGCUGCAGGGGCAGCGUCUCCUGCGCCAGGAAGCCGCGCGGAGCCGUAUGUUUCCCCCCCAACGACGCCAAGGCCCCGCGCGGUGUUUGCGCGCCCCUCUUCCUCGCCCUCCGCGUCUGUCUCGUACUUCUCCGCUCCCCGCCCGUCCUCCCCCGCGCCCUCCCGUUCCCGCGCGCACUUCAAACUGCCCUUUCUGCCCUCGUUUGUGACCCGCGCGGCUACUGUAACCAGCGCCACCAGUGCCACCGGUGUGUCUGAACCUGCAGCAGCAGCAGCUAAGGCGAGAGCAGCAGCAGCAGCAGCAGCAACCACAGCUGCCGCCGCUGCUGCACAGCCGACCACGCGAGGGACUAGCUUCGCGAAUGCGAGAUUCGCAGGUGGUAAACGCGCUGGUGCUAGAUCACCCUCAGGUCGUUCUAAUUCUCCUCCCAUCCCCGCCUCUCCCCCUGCUAGAUUCUCCUCCCCCACACGCACGGCCGCUGCCCCCGCUGUCUCUCCUCCCUCUCCUUCGUCCCUGCAUGGCCCCUUCUCCUAUCAAAGCUCCACCUCCUCCUCCUCCUCCUCCUCCUCCUCCGCGUCUCGCUAUCAGCCGCCGUCCGCCUUGCUGCUCGCGUCUCUCUCUGCUCUCGAGCCAUCCUUGUGCCCUGCCUCCUCUCCCUCUCGUCCGCGCUCGCCCUACUACGGCUCUCUGAACUCUGCGGCAGUAGGUGUAGGAGCGACAGCAGCAGCAGCAGCUAGUGCGGGGGCAGGUUCGGCACCGACCCUGUGGUCCAGGUUCGUCGACGGGUUUCGCAGGUACCCACUGCUGUGGCAGCAGCAACCGUCACUGCAGCAGCAGCAGCAGCAGCAGCAGCAGCAGCAGCAGCAGCAGCAGCAGCAGCAGCCGCAGCAACAGCCGCAGCGGGAGCAGCAGAACAGGGAGGAGGAGGAAGUGGAAGGGAAAGAGGAGCAGCAGCAACAGCAGCCGCACCAGCACCAGCAGCAGCGGAGGGGAGCGUGGUUUGGAGCAAGGUGGGCGGAUUGGGUAGUGGCGUUGGCUCUCCUCUCAGCAGUCACCUCCUGCGUCAUCACCCUCCUCCACCUCGCCCUCUCCGCCCGCGCUGGCGCAGGCGGGGCAGCGCGCAUGGGGCGCCUGGGCAGCGCGCCCGGGCUUGGGCUGUUGGGCGGAGGGGGGAGGCUGGGCGCGGUGGAGACUGUGGGGGAGGUGAUGGUGGGAGGAAGCAGCACGGGGGCGGAGGAGCAAGGAGUGGUGCCGUGGCAUUUGCGUGAGGCGCGGCCAGGAGUGCUGGAGCUCAACCCUGGCAACCUGCACGCCGCCCUCCGGCGCAGGCCAACAUUCCUGAUGUUCUACGCGCCGUGGUGUCCGCACUGCAGACGCAUGGAGCAGGCAUGGGCGGACCUGGCAGGCAGGCUCAAGGACCUCGAUUUCAACGUGCAGGUGGCGCGCGUAGAUGCCUACCGCUACCCGCAGCUGGCCGAGGAGUUUCAAAUCCCGGGCUUCCCCACGCUCGUGCUGUUUGAUGGGGAGCGGCCGCUGGGCAUGCACCGGGGGAAGCGGGAUGUCGACACGCUUGUCGGAUUCGUGGACGCCACACUGCCGUGA
Closterium sp. Yama58-4 is the source of this 1980-nucleotide messenger RNA. The record is from the annotation of a GenBank genome assembly. Lineage: Eukaryota; Viridiplantae; Streptophyta; Zygnematophyceae; Desmidiales; Closteriaceae.